Molecule: messenger RNA, 216 nt
Organism: Protopolystoma xenopodis
Lineage: Eukaryota; Metazoa; Platyhelminthes; Monogenea; Polystomatidea; Polystomatidae
Source: the annotation of a GenBank genome assembly
AUGACUGACUCAGAGGGUGAAGUGGAAGCAAAGAAUAGACCACCACAGAUACCUUUGAUAAAUGUUCCGAUGAUAAUUCAGGACGCUGAUGAUAAUGACUCGAACGAAUCAAGUGAUGAGGAUAUGAUGACUGCGGAGGAGGAGGAGGCAGCCAGACAAUAUCUACUUGCUGCUGGUUCAGGGCAACAAGAGGCCAGAAGGUAUGGUUAUAAAUAA